AUGCGGCCCGCCAAAAAUCUAUGCGACUCGCCAAAGAGUUCAUGCGGCCCGCCAAAAAUUCAUGCUUUACUCGCCAAAAGAAUUCAUGCGGCUCAUAAAGAAUUCAUGCGACUCGCCAAAAGGAAUUCAUGCGACUCGCGAAAAAAAUUCAUGCGACUCGUCAAAAAAGAAAUUCAUGCGACUCGCCAAAAGAAUUCAUGCGACUCGCCAAAGAAUUCAUGCAGCCCGCUGAAAAAAUUCAUGCGGCCCGUCAAAAGAAUUCAGUGUGACCUCGCCAAAAAUUCAUGUGACUCGAUAAAGAUUCGCCGACUCGCGAAAAAGAAUUUGCGCACUGCCAAAGAAUUCACGACUCUCCAAAAAGUUCAUGCAGCCCGCAAAAGAAUUCAUGCGGCCCGCCGAAAAAUUCACGUGAGUCGGCAAAAGAGUUCGCGCGACCGCCAAAAGAAUCAUGCGACUCGCCAAAAAGAAUUCAGACUCGCCAAAAGAGUUCAUGCGGCUCGCCAAAAGAAUUCAUGCAAAUCGCCAAUAGAAUUCAUGCGACCGCGAAAAGAAUUCAUACGACUCGCCAAAAAAAAAUUCGCGGCCGCCAAAAGAAUCUGCGUGACUCGCCAAAAAGAAUUCAUGCGACCCGCCAAAAGAAUUCAUGCGAAUCGCCAAAAAAAGUUCGCGGCCUGCCAAAAGAAUUCAUGCGACUCGCCAAAAAGAGUUCAUGCGGCCCGCCAAAAGAAUUCAGCGUAUGCGACUCGCCAAAAAAAGAGUUCAUGCGGCCCGCCAAAAGAAUUCAUGCGACCUCGCCAAAAAGAUUCAUGCGACUCGCCAAAAAAGAAAUUCAUGCGACCGCCAAAAGAGUUCGCGCUACUCGCCAAAAUUCAUACGACUCGCCAAAAGAGUUCUCGCCAAAAAGUGGCGACUCGCCAAAAAGAAUUCAUGACUCGCCAAAAAGAAUUCAUGGGACUCGCCAAAGAGUUCAUGCGGCCGCCAAAAAAUUCAUGCGAUCGCCAAAGAUUCAUGCGGGUCGGCAAAGGAAUUCAUGGACCAUAA
Molecule: messenger RNA, 1041 nt
Organism: Acanthosepion pharaonis
Lineage: Eukaryota; Metazoa; Mollusca; Cephalopoda; Sepiida; Sepiidae
Source: the annotation of a GenBank genome assembly